Talaromyces atroroseus is the source of this 1587-nucleotide messenger RNA. RefSeq lists its product as hypothetical. The record is from RefSeq and is a predicted model, not a curated record. The transcript is spliced from 4 exons. The coding region runs from base 1 to 1587 and encodes 528 amino acids. Lineage: Eukaryota; Fungi; Ascomycota; Eurotiomycetes; Eurotiales; Trichocomaceae. Gene Ontology annotation, cellular component: intracellular anatomical structure. Gene Ontology annotation, molecular function: oxidoreductase activity, acting on NAD(P)H, oxygen as acceptor.
AUGCCCGUCAACGUCCCCACCGCCGACUCCCUCGCCGACCUCUUCAGCCUCAAGGGCAAAGUGGUCGUUGUCACCGGCGCCUCAGGCCCACGCGGCAUGGGCAUUGAAGCAGCGCGCGGCUGCGCCGAGAUGGGCGCCGACGUCGCCGUCACAUACUCAUCGCGACCCGAAGGCGGCGAGAAGAACGCCAAAGAACUCGCCGAGAAAUACGGCGUCAAGGCCAAAGCCUACAAAUGCAACAUUGGCGCCUGGGAGGACGUCGAGAAGCUCGUUGCCGACGUGAUCGCAGACUUUGGCAAGAUCGACGGCUUCAUUGCCAACGCCGGCCGAACCGCCAACUCCGGCAUCCUCGAUGGCUCCGUCCAGGACUGGCAGGAAGUCAUCCAGACCGAUCUGACGGGCACAUUCCACUGCGCAAAGGCCGUGGGUAAACACUUCAAGGAGCGCGGCACCGGCAGCUUCGUCAUCACGUCGAGUAUGUCGGGCCAUAUUGCCAAUUACCCGCAGGAGCAGACCUCGUACAAUGUGGCCAAGGCCGGGUGUAUUCACAUGGCGCACUCGCUGGCGAACGAGUGGCGCGACUUUGCGCGCGUGAACUCGAUUUCGCCGGGUUACAUUGAUACAGGGCUGUCAGACUUUGUGCCGCAGGAGACGCAGGACUUGUGGAAUUCGAUGAUUCCGUUGGGCCGCAAUGGGAAUGCGAAGGAGCUAAAGGGCGCGUAUGUGUAUUUGAUCAGUGAUGCCAGCUCGUAUACGACGGGAGCGGAUAUUUAUCUUGUCAAUGCCACCUCUGUAAGGAGAAUCAGGAAUACUCCAUACUCCAUGAAUCUCGUUUCUGUUGGAAUAUCCAUGGAUCUAGUGGACUAUUUCUUGGCCAUGGACUCGGUGCAAAGCCUCGCCGUCAAGGCUCUCUGUAAGCUGCCUCUGCCCAUCCAGGCACUGCUCGCAUCGUCCACGACGCGCAAUCUCGUCGCCGUCGUCUUCGCAUACAUGCUCGUCACCCAGUUCAACCGUAUCCUGUCAGGCCUUGUCCUGAACAACUGGACCUCUGAUACAUACGACUGGACACGGGAAAUUGUCCUCCUGACAGGCGGAUGCAGCGGCAUCGGCAAAAGCGUUGCUCGCGACCUCGCCAGCAGGGGGAUCAAAGUGUGUGUUGCUGAUGUGCUAGACCCGACGGAUCCUUUGCCACCAAACGUCCACGUCUACAAAUGCGACGUCACAUCCACCGCCAGCGUCAAAGCCAUGGGCAUCCAAAUCCGACUGGAGCAUGGCGACCCAACAGUGCUCAUCAACAAUGCGGGCAUUGGCAAAGAAGGUUCCAUCCUGACUAAACCCGAGGCCCUCGUGCGCAAAGUGUUUGAGGUCAACACCAUCUCCCACUGGUGGAUGGUGCAGGAAUUCCUGCCGGCUAUGCUGAAGCGCAAUCACGGCCAUGUAGUGACGGUUGCGAGUGCAGGCAGCUUCUUGGGACUGGGCGAGAUGACUGAUUACAGUGGCAGUAAAGCCAGUGCGCUUGCCUUUCAUGAAGGGUUGACGCAGGAGAUCCGCCUGUGGUAUAAGGCGGAGAAAGUCAGGACUAGGUAA